UCGUCUUGACAGGGUGUGAAAAGCUCUUGUCGGGAUGGUGGUCGCUGGACAUCUAGGUUUACCCCACAACGCGAGCGCGUCGCUCCGCGGCUGUCCGUCGCGUGUCUGGCCAACCUCGACCGUAAUCAUAUCAGGACACCACAGCCUCCUUGGCUCCAAUCCCCCAAAGACCCUCCAUAUAUCGUGUCGCAUGACUGCUGUGAUACUUUAGCUCUGCAUUUCAACCUUCAUUCGACACCAUGGGCAUCAAACGCAAGCAUCUCGACGAUGCAUCUCAUACAUCAGUCUCGAGCUUUGGCGCCAUCUCGACACCAGACGCGCAAUCGCCAACACACUCUCCAUACGGCAUGGACGGCACAAUGGACAUGGAAAUGGACACAGAAGUUGCACCAAAGAUGAACGGCUGGGAUUUCACGCGUGCGCACCGAGUGAAGCCCAGCGACUGGGGAAAUCGAACGCGCAAACGAGUGCGCGACAACCGCCCCGACAACCACACUAUCCACGAAACCACAGUGCAUAAACUCUUCCUUGCACAGCGCCAUCACCCCCACGCCUCGCCCGUCCUUGCACCCACCCAACCUGCCAUCGCUGUCUCGAAACCGCAGAAGUCGACGCUCCAUUCGUUCUGGAAUAUCUCUGCGCCGCCGGCCCACGCACCUCUCUUCUCAUAUCAGACCACGCACCAGGACAGUAUGCAGGGGCCGCGAUGUGAAGACUGCGACGCAAGGCUGGAGCUUGAGGAUGAUGGUAUGGAUAUCGAUAUGGACAUGGAUAGUGCGGAGGGUGCAGGUCCGUUUGCUUGUCAUGGUUGUGCGAAGAGUGUAUGUGGGACGUGUGCUGUGGUGGGAGAUGCGAGGCAUUGUCUGCAAUGUGCGACGCAUGGGCGUUAAGGAAGGGACCGUGAAGGACGGGCGAACCGGUCUCUUACAAGUACGAUUACGCGGAAGAUAUCCUCCAUGAUAUUGCUGUUAGCGAGGCGUUCUGGGUUUGAUAAAAUAAAGAGCUUUAGCACGGG
Molecule: messenger RNA, 1015 nt
Organism: Boeremia exigua
Lineage: Eukaryota; Fungi; Ascomycota; Dothideomycetes; Pleosporales; Didymellaceae
Exons: 2
Coding region: 240-890 (216 amino acids)
Source: RefSeq, a predicted model, not a curated record